Molecule: messenger RNA, 1606 nt
Organism: Prorocentrum cordatum
Lineage: Eukaryota; Dinophyceae; Prorocentrales; Prorocentraceae
Source: the annotation of a GenBank genome assembly
CAGGCAAUUGCUUUUAGCAGUGAGUAUAAGCAAGCUCGCAGCGGAACAAGCUGAUUAUGCCAAGAUUCUCAAGACAGGCCCAAGAUGGCGCAGACAGCAAAAUGGCAGCCAGGCACGGCGCAAAAAUCCCCUAAAGGUCCCCACGACACCCCCGAGAAAGUCCCAGCCAAGACCGGGCUAACGGCGAUGUUGCAUAACGGUGAUGUUGGGAAUCAAAUUGCAGGAAAUCGCGAACCACACUUGCCUACAUUUCCAAGGUACGGCAGGUUCGCGUCGUGAUGACGUCGGCGUUUGUCUCUCCACCCCGUGGAGGAUCGCUCGACCUCGAACGAUCACGGCACAUCUCAUCGAUAACUCUGGGCCUGUCGCCCGAUGGUGGGCCACCCGGCGGCGCUCCACCCUGAACGCCCGCCACGGGGGCCACCGCCGCAGCGGCGCGGCGCGUAGCCUGCCGUGCGGAGCCGCGGCGCGGCCUCCCCGUGGCGCGGAGCCGAAGCUCCGCGGCAGCGCGACAGGAUGGAUGAUGGGACGGUUGCCCACCGCCACCACCACAGAUUGGAAAAUGACUGCCGCGGUUGCUGGGCGGCCCCUCUCAGGAGCGGGAACAGCUCGUGGACCAGCUCGGACUCGCACCGCUCUGUCGCGCCAUUCGGGGUGGGAAAAGGACAUGUUGAGUGUAGAAGUUCUGUUUCAAAAGUUGAAUCUGCCAGUGCAGAAUCAUAACUCGUCUUUCAUUUGUACUGCAGGCUCUCCUUCGCCGCCAACUCCUGCCUCGUUGCCUCCGAGAUCUGGAACGAUCUCCCCGAUGGCAUCCACGCUUCGUAAGGACGACGUCGAGGGUGGAUAGGAAAGUGACCUAUACACAAUUGCCUGAGCUUCGGCCUUCAGAUCGGGCUUGGUGGUCGAAAUGAACCUGCCCUUUAUGCUGAGACCUGCGGCCUUGGCCAUCUCGUCGCCGAACACCAACAUUUCAGACUUGUCUACCCUGAGCCUCUUCUUCUUCUCCGCCGCAUCCGCAUAAUGCUUCCGCCCGUUGAUGAGUUGGAAGAUCGGUACAUUCAGCCGGCGAAACUCGUCAAAGAGCACUCGGUCUUGCGGUGGUACACUGAAGGAGGAACUCCCAGGCUUCACAACCCAAACGACGGCAUUCAGAGACUGCCGGGUUGCUUCGAUGACUGCAUCAUGCUUCUCCACAUUACCAGUGGGGUCUGGAAAGGCAGGAGUAUCCACAAGGCUGAGAUUGACCAUAUAUUCCUUGCCGUCGUUUCCUAUGAGAUCUCUGGAGAAACGCUUGCUGACGACGUCUUUAGUACAACUAGCCUUGCCGCCAGUACAGACGUGAAAAGCCUUCUUCUCAUCGGCCAUUGCGUUUAGAGCCGUUGAUUUCCCAUGGCCGGAGUACCCCAUGAUCAGAAUUGAUGCAUCGCGAUACUGGACUGGUGCGUACUGGCUCGCCACCAGCUUAUGUAAACACACAAAACAAAGCGCGGCGCAUGCCCUCAUAACGCGGGCUCGGAUCCAAGAAGGUGGAACACCGUGCGAGAGUGUCAGAAACGUAACAUCCGCGCCUGAGCCAAAGCGUUUACGGACUGCUUGUGAAGACCUG